This is a messenger RNA of Microstroma glucosiphilum, 3339 nucleotides long. Its product is annotated as pseudouridine synthase. Gene Ontology annotation, molecular function: RNA binding; pseudouridine synthase activity. Gene Ontology annotation, biological process: pseudouridine synthesis. The coding region runs from base 1 to 3339 and encodes 1112 amino acids. The record is from RefSeq and is a predicted model, not a curated record. Lineage: Eukaryota; Fungi; Basidiomycota; Exobasidiomycetes; Microstromatales; Microstromataceae. The transcript has a single exon.
AUGUCUUCUUCUUCCUCUUCUUCAUCUGCGGCGGCUGGUCCGUCGAGACCAUCGCGAGAUGAUGUCCUGCGCCGCGAGCCGGCAUACUGGCAUACUUUCACGACCAAUGCGAAGAUGCGGUGGUACAAUCGGAGAAUUCUUGAUGUCCUUGUCGAGGAAUUCAGGGAUCGGACGAAACACUAUUACACAUGGGCAAUACACAAAGGCUUGCUGAAGAUCAACGGGGAAAAGGUACUGCCGGGAUAUAUCGUUCGUAAUGGCGAUGUCAUAACUCACACCGCACACAAGCACGAGCCACCGAUUACGAGCGACCCAGUCAGAAUCCUUUACCAGAACGACGAACAGGGCAGGGUGGUAGUAGUGAAGCCAGGAAGCGUUCCAGUGCAUCCGGCGGGAAGGUACCUGCGGCAUACGCUGCUUGAAUUGAUCAAGUCAGAUCACGGUAUUGAGAAAGUCUUCACUGCCAAUCGCCUUGAUAGGCUCACAUCUGGUAUCAUGGUAGCUUCGACCACCACCGCAGCUGCAAAGGAGCUCGCGGCCGACUUUGAGUCGGGGAGGGUUCGCAAGGCCUACAUAUGCAGAGUCAAAGGCUGUUUCCCUGAAGCCGAGACGGUUUGUGAGGAGCCUUUGCUGUCACUAGAUCGUCAGACUGGUGUGGUCAUCGUCCACCCUCUAGGCCGUGUGGCCAAGACGAUCUUCAACAGGCUCUCGUACGACAGCGAGACGGAUACGUCCGUCCUUUUUUGCCGGCCUAUCACUGGAAGGACGCACCAGAUUCGGGUCCAUGCUCAAUUGCUAGGCCACGUUAUUCCAAAUGACCCGAUCUAUGCGCAUCCCAUCUGGCAAGAAUACCCAGCUGGCUCCCUCAAAGACAUCCCCGUCCCAUCGACGAGCGAAGUCGCAGGCAAUCACAAUACAAACAAUGCCCAGCAAGUGGCCGCACAUGCUUACGCCAGCGCCAUCAAGUACCUUGCAUCGACGCGUGAGUGCGCAUCUAUCAUCGAGGCGCUCAAGAACAGCAAAGACGAAGGGGAGGAUUGGAGCCGUCUGAAGGAUGAAGUGCGCUUUGCAGAGUGGAAUCAGGAGAAUGGGUGGAAAGAAGGCAAUAGCGUGAGCGGAGUCAAUGCUGCUCCAGCUCAAGGCUUCGUCAGCUCGACGGCAGACGACAAUGAGGGUGGUUACUGUGAGGAGUGCUUCUUGCCUCUUCUACCAGAUCCACCAGCAGAAGCACUUUUCAUCUAUCUGCAUGCCAUCCGGUACGAGACAGACGAUUGGUCCUUUGAAGAUGAGAUGCCUUGGUGGGCGAGAGAGGGCUGGAGAUCGCCGGAUGCACUGAAGAAAGCGCAGGAAGCGAGAGAGAGGGGCGAGGUGAUACGGCCGCCGAGACUCAAGCUUGUCAGCGAAAUGGAGGCUCUGGGUUCGCAGGUAGAUCAGGUGUGCCAUGAAGGCCAAGCAGCCACUGAGGUCUCACAUGACGGAGUCGAGAGCGAGAUCGCUCGACAUUCAAGGGACGAGAUAGCAGCCUUGUCCAAUGGCACAUCAGCGAUAGAUCUUGCACCUGCAGAUGUCUGGCCUCCCCCCACCUUUGCUCCGCUUCUGAAGCGAGCUCCUCUGCCUGGGAUCGUAGGCGCCUCCUCACCGUUCUCGGAAGCUCUAGACGGAGUUUCACUAGUCUUGGAGACCUUCAGGGGUCUUGAAGAUUUCACCUUGCGAGAUCUGCAGACCCGUUUGAGGGGAACGAUGACAUCCUUUACUCCGCCCAUCAAGACGGCGGUGCACACUGGCCACUUGAUCGUUCCUCAAGAGCUCGCGCAGGCUGUCUGGCAGCUUCCAGACCUGCCCUUUGUCAGUGGCAAAUACGUCCUGAUUGCCAGCGAGACUAUUCCAGAAGAUUCACUGAACCAGCUCUUGGAAGACAGGCAGACACUGGGCACUCGGAAGCAGAGCAGAGUGAACCAGAAGGCAAAAGCGAGAGCGAAGAAGGGCGCUGUUGCUGCUGCUUCUGACAAAGCUGCAACAGAGGAGGCAAGGACAACAGAGCCCGUGGAGCGGACCCCGGAUGGACAAGUGGCCUCCGAAGCUCGUCUCCUCGCCUUUCUGCAGAAAGUCUGGACUGAGAGUGCGGCAAAGAUCGAUGCAGCUCUUCAAGUCUGGAGGAAGCACGCCAUCGCCUCGGGUAGCCUGUCCAAGGACAACGAGCGGUGGACCUUCCGCGCGACCGUGGAGCGCUCGGUGUACAAGUUGCCCACGCUCGUGAGCUCCGACAUCUGUCGCCACGUCGGCGAGCACGUCUGGGCGACGCUCAAUGGAGCCCUUACGGUGGACGACCACCCUCCGCACCCAGUCUCGCUCAAGGAGUGCGAUCUAGACGUCGUUUGCUCCUUUGCGCCGUGGCUGAAUGCUGAGAAGAUGGGACCGGUGAUGAGAGAGGGUGAGGAGAAAUCUACGUACGGCAAAGCCUGGAACUCCAAUCCGCCUGGUUCCGUCUUGUUCAUGAUCAAGCUACCCGAUGGGCCGCUCACCCAACAGAUGUCACAUCGGCCCAGUGUUGCCGAGACGAAGGAGGAAAGUGGAUCUGAAGGAUCGACGGCCCUUGCGCGCUACCGAGCCUACACGCUCGCAUCGCUCCUCCCUCUCCCCGUCUCCCCAACUGCAGGAGUGGCUCAGCAGCUCAAGAUCUGGGAGCCCUGUGUAGGCACAGGCGCCAUUGCCAUUGAACUCUGCGCACUUCUCCGCGAGCGCGGCUUACGAGCCACCAUCUUCGGCAGCGACGUCGAGGAAGAGAACAUCGCUGCCGCUCGACGCGUCAGUCGCGCUAGUGGUUGGAAACAAGGGCUAGCACGAGACGGCAUCGAGGUGCGAUAUGAGCACCUCGACUUGAAGGACGAAGCGGGCGCUGCUCACUUCCUCGAACUUCCCGCCAUUGAAAAGUCAACUGGAGGAGCGGGCUUGCUCGACGGCAUUGUAGUGGACCUUCCCUGGGGUCGUCGCGAGCUCUCGCACGGCGUCCUUGCCUCUCUCUAUGCGCACUUCCUACAGGCCUGUCUACGCACCCUCAAGCCAUACCAUUGUGCUAUAGCUGUCACGCUAGAACACAAGACGUUGCAGAGAGCCUUGAUAGAGGUGGAAGGGGUGAUCAGGAGGCGCGGUCAUCACAGAUGGAUGAUGAAGCUCGAGAGGCUCGUGCUGAAUGAGGGAGAGGGAGAGGGAGAGGGAGAAGGAGAACGAAGUGAAGUGAAUGCGCAGGGCUCGAAGCAGGCUGAUGAGAUGGGCGGGGCUAGAGUGGUAGAGAUGGGACUGAGGCCCGCGGUGUACCUGUUGAGGAAAGUGCCCCUGUAA